AUGGAUUUUGAGAAUCUUUUCUCCAAACCUCCCAACCCAGCCCUCGGCAAGAAACCGACCACGGACUCUGACGAAAGAACUGAUGGUGAAAUAUAUGACACAGAAGUUGAAGAAACACAGGAAGAGACAAUAAAACUGGAAUGUGAGCAAAUUCCCAAAAAAGUAAGAUUAAGUUAACCUACUGAAAAGAAUUUGCAUCAUAAAAAAUCAAGAAGUAAGGACUAUGAUGCAUAUAGCGAUGACAAUGAUGUCUGCAAUGAGGAAUCAGAAGAUAAUUUUGCUGAAGAGCUUAAACAGUAUAUACAAGCCAAAGAAAUGGCAAAUGCCCCUGAGCCUUCACCAUUUCCUAAAGAAACUGCAACAAAAGAGAAGGCAAAAGAUACCCAGAAAGAUGUUACACAAAAAAGUAAAAACUUUAAAACGUGCCAUAAGAAUGGUAAACAGAAGAAAAUGAAGCGAAAACGAGCUGGCACUGGAAACAAAGAAUCAGGUGCUUUGUUGAGAAACAUUGGCUCCCAGGACUUGGAUGGUAAACCCGAAGAGAAGCAACAGUGUGUGAGAAUGAGUCAGGGAUUCAUCAACCAGCACACAGUGGAACGGAAAGGAAAACCAGUUUGUAAAUAUUUUCUUGAGAGGAAAUGUAUUAAGGGUGACCAGUGUAAAUUUGAUCAUGAUGCAGAACUAGAGAAGAAAAAGGAAAUGUGUAAAUUUUAUGUCCAGGGUUAUUGUAACAGAGGUGAAAACUGCCUGUAUUUGCAUAAUGAAUAUCCAUGCAAGUUUUACCAUACAGGAACAAAAUGUUAUCAGGGAGAAUAUUGCAAGUUUUCCCAUGCCCCACUGACUGCUGAAACACAAGAGCUAUUACUCAGAGUUUUGGAUACUGAAAAGAAGUCACCAGUAAAUAAAAUAGACAUGAAAAGGUAA
This is a messenger RNA of Elephantulus edwardii (Cape elephant shrew), 924 nucleotides long. RefSeq names its product zinc finger CCCH-type containing 8 (gene ZC3H8). Gene Ontology annotation, cellular component: nucleus. The record is from RefSeq and is a predicted model, not a curated record. Gene Ontology annotation, molecular function: metal ion binding; RNA binding. Gene Ontology annotation, biological process: negative regulation of DNA-templated transcription. Lineage: Eukaryota; Metazoa; Chordata; Mammalia; Macroscelidea; Macroscelididae.